AUGGAUGAAGGAGAUAACAUUCUCGAUGUUAUAUACGAUGAGGAUAAUUUAGAUGAUGAUGAUGAUGUUGACAUGGUUGAUGUUGAAGAAGGAGAGUUGGUGGAGCCCGAUUCGAAUAAUGUUGUGGGACAAAGUAGUGCUGGAGAUGUCAUUGAGGCAAAACAUGAAUCUCAUGGUGAGAACUCGAAGUGUGGAGCUAGCAAGAAGAAGAGGAAGAGGAACAAGAAAAAGAGAAAGGGUUUGGGAUCUAAAGUCAUUAAUAUAGACAGAUUUGUGUCAGAUAUCUGUUAUCGUCUGAAAGAGAAAAAGAGAUAUAUGGUAUACAUUGCUGCAGGUUGUCUUGGAAUCUCUGCACUGAGUGAUAUCGUCAAAGAGGUUGAUGCGAUACAAACCUGUGGAGGCCAAAAGACUGCUGAUGGUAGACGAUUCCGGACUGGGGGUGGCAUAUUGUGGAACAUCAUAAAAGUUCGGGAACCAAAUGCCUACAAAGAGAUAAUGAAAAAAACUAAAGAGGCUGAGAAGCAAUUCGGGCAGCCAAUUUUUAAGCAACUUAAUGUGCCAAAGCAAGAGGAUUCGUCUCAAGGAGUGGCCUUUUCAUUUGCUGGCAGUGAUCAGGGAAAUGUUUCCAACAGUGCAUGUCAUGCAUCAGAAGUACAAAAUCAACAUGAACCAGUUACUCCCAAAGAAAAGUCUAUAUCUGUUCAUGAUAGGUUAAGGAUACCUGUUUCCUACGACGAUGAUCUUCUUGGAGAGAAUCCAGUCAAUCACGCAACCUGA
Molecule: messenger RNA, 777 nt
Organism: Lathyrus sativus (Indian pea)
Lineage: Eukaryota; Viridiplantae; Streptophyta; Magnoliopsida; Fabales; Fabaceae
Source: the annotation of a GenBank genome assembly